Molecule: messenger RNA, 676 nt
Organism: Ruditapes philippinarum (Manila clam)
Lineage: Eukaryota; Metazoa; Mollusca; Bivalvia; Venerida; Veneridae
Product: tereporin-Ts1-like
Exons: 1
Source: RefSeq, a predicted model, not a curated record
AAUGAAUCAAUAAGUGCAACAAUAUCAGCAAUAAAUUCUGCUGCAGCGGCCGCGGUAAGCGCGGGAACCAGUGUGGCGGGAACAACAAUGAGUGCGUUAAUGGCAGACGGUUAUGCGGUCACGUGCGGUAUCGAAAUAGAAAAUUGGACAAAAUACGUUUUAGCUUUUCCUAUUGCUCACGUAAAGGGAGGAACUCUUUCGUCUCCACCUGUGACAAUAUUACCGGCAAAGAAAGAGGUGAUGAUAUCUCACAAAGCUUCUGGUACCGCUACAGGUGUUUACGGGACUGCGUCUUGGCUCAUAGAAUCGACAGCUGUUAGUCAGCAACGUCGACUUGUUGUCAUGUGGUCAGCACCGUACGACUUUAACAUUCACAGCAACACCCUUGCUGUAGGAAUAACAACUCCAGGACAAACGUCACAUCCGGUAGGACCAACAUGGUUCGACAAAAUGUAUUAUGAUGAGAAGGUCGCCAUAUUGCCGUAUAUAAAGAAAGAGUUUGUCCGCGAUUUCUCACCAAUCAUCUUUGAGGACGCUGAGUACCAGGAAGUUCCUACAAUGGGAUCCAGUCACUAAGCUCAAGUCAAGAUUCAUAUCAGACCGAAGAAAUUUGAAGAUCUUGUUGCGAAUAUAAAAAGCCAGAUUCAAAAAAAAUAAUUUUUAAACAGUUUUAAUU